Vigna radiata var. radiata (mung bean) is the source of this 501-nucleotide messenger RNA. RefSeq lists its product as uncharacterized. Lineage: Eukaryota; Viridiplantae; Streptophyta; Magnoliopsida; Fabales; Fabaceae. The transcript has a single exon. The coding region runs from base 1 to 501 and encodes 166 amino acids. The record is from RefSeq and is a predicted model, not a curated record.
AUGGCUAUGAAGACUUCUAUGGGCUUGUCACCUUUUCAGUUGAUAUAUGAGAAAGCAUGUCACUUACCAGUGGAGAUGGAGCAUAAAGUUUUGUGGGCUUUGAAAUUUUUAAAUUUUGAUCCUCAUGAAACUCAGAGCAAACGUAGAAGUCAAUUGUUGGAGCUUGCAGAGAUGCGGUUACAUGCAUAUGAUUCAUCUAGGAGUUAUAAGGAAAAGGUAAAAUUUUAUCAUGACAGGAAAUUAAUAAAGAGAGCUUUUAACCCUGGGCAACAGGUGCUAUUAUUCAAUUCAAGGCUGAAGUUAUUUCUUGGAAAGUUGAAGUCAAAAUGGACAGGGCCUUUUGUAAUAAAGCAUGUAUACCCUAAUGGAGCAGUUGAAUUGGUGAAUCCUGCUAAUAAUGAUCCUCAGAACAGUUGGGUGGUGAAUGACCAAAGACUCAAGCAUUACUUGGGAGGAGAAGUAGAACAACUUUCCAUGGUAAUGAAGUUGGUGGACCCGUAA